AUGAAUGCCUCCUUGUCCUUCUAUCGCUGCCAGGCAUCUCGCUGGGUGGAAAAGGGCUCCUCGGCGACAAUGGGCGGCUUGCUCUUCAGUGCUGGACUGCUGGGCAACCUGCUGGCACUGGUGCUGCUGGCACGAUCUGGCCUGGGGUCCUGCCGGCCGCGGCCACAGCGCCCUCUACCCUCGGUCUUCUACGUGCUAGUGUGCGGCUUGACGGUCACAGACUUGCUGGGCAAGUGUCUAAUCAGCCCGGUGGUUCUGGCUGCCUAUGCGCAAAACCGGAGCCUACAGGAACUGCUGCCUGCCGGGAGCAGUAAGUUAUGUCAAGCCUUCGCCUUCAUUAUGUCCUUCUUUGGACUAGCCUCGACGUUACAGCUGCUGGCUAUGGCGCUGGAGUGCUGGCUGUCUCUGGGACAUCCCUUCUUCUACCAAAGGCACAUUACCCUGCGCAGGGGAGUGCUGGUGGCUCCUAUUGUGGGAGCCUUCUGCUUGGCUUUCUGUGCACUCCCCUUCGCUGGCUUUGGGAAGUUCGUGCAGUACUGCCCAGGCACCUGGUGCUUCAUCCAGAUGGUCCAUGAGAAGCGCUCACUGUCGGUUCUCGGCUUCUCUGUGCUCUACUCCAGCCUCAUGGCGCUGCUGGUCCUGGCUACCGUGCUCUGCAACCUGGGUGCCAUGCACAACCUCUAUACCAUGCACAGGCGCCUGAGGCGCCACCCUCGCUGCUGCCUCAGGGACUACUCCCAGACAGGCUCAGGUCACAGGCAAGAGUCCCUGCAUCCCCUGGAGGAGCUGGACCACCUCCUGCUGCUGGCUCUGAUGACAGUGCUCUUCACUGUGUGUUCCCUGCCUUUUAUUUAUCGUGCUUACUAUGGAGCCUUCAAACGUGUUACCACAACUGAAGGAGACUCGGGAGAUCUCCAGGCCUUGCGGUUUCUGUCUGUGAUUUCAAUCGUGGACCCCUGGAUUUUCAUCAUUUUCAGGACGCCAGUAUUCCGGAUGUUAUUUCACAAGAUCUUCAUAAGACCUCUGGUUUUCAGAAACUGGCACAGCCAUUCCUACCAAUCUAAAACGGAAUCCACUUUGUGAGACCUGAGUGCUCUGGUAAGCUGAAAAUGUACCACACACUCAAAGAACCACGAUUAGAAAAUCCCUACAAUACAAUCUUUAAAGAUUACAUCCUCUGGGAGUGAAGAGAUGGCUUGGCACUUAAGAGCAUGCACUGCUCUUCCAGGAACCUGGGUUUGAGUCUCAGCGCCCAUUCAGGUGGUCCACAGCUGUCUGUAACUCCAGCUCUAGGGGAGUAGAUGACUCAGUCCUCCAUGGGCACCUGCAACUCAUGUGUACAAAACCGCACACAGACACACUUGAAAAUAAUAAAAGUAGAUUUCAAAAUAUCUCCCAUAACUAAAGCAUGUAUCUGAUUUAACAAUAGGUUGUCAAUCUGUAUCCAUAAAUCAUUUUGGUCCAGUUUAAAAUAUCAUGCUAUUGACAGCAACUAAAAUGUGCAUGUUGUAAACACUGUUAAAAGCAUUAUAGCAGCCGGGCGGUGGUGGCGCACGACGUUAAUCCCAGCACUCGGGAGGCAGAGGCAGGCAGGUCUCUGAGUUCGAGGCUGGGCUGGACCCACAACCUCCAAAACAAUACAGAGGAACCCUGUCUCGUAAAAACAAAACAAAAAAGCAUUAUAGCAAUGAUAUUAAUUGUCCCAACAUUUAUACCUGGUGGCCCUAAAUUUUAGAGCAGUCUUGAGAACUGUGGAUUUUUACUUAAAUAUGGUAGAAAUACCAUUGUCUGUUUAUAAAUUUUAUGGUGGGUAUUCUUAAACAAGCCUACAACUGCUCACAAUAUGUUUUGUCGUGUUUUAGUAAAACCUAACUUAUUUUGUA
Molecule: messenger RNA, 1883 nt
Organism: Mesocricetus auratus (golden hamster)
Lineage: Eukaryota; Metazoa; Chordata; Mammalia; Rodentia; Cricetidae
Product: prostaglandin D2 receptor-like
Exons: 2
Coding region: 1-1083 (360 amino acids)
Biological process (GO): G protein-coupled receptor signaling pathway; positive regulation of cytosolic calcium ion concentration; inflammatory response
Cellular component (GO): plasma membrane
Molecular function (GO): prostaglandin D receptor activity
Source: RefSeq, a predicted model, not a curated record